Messenger RNA from Ricinus communis (castor bean), 1252 nucleotides. Its product is annotated as cysteine-rich repeat secretory protein 55. The transcript has a single exon. The record is from RefSeq and is a predicted model, not a curated record. NCBI's taxonomy places the organism in Eukaryota, Viridiplantae, Streptophyta, Magnoliopsida, Malpighiales, Euphorbiaceae. Bases 63 to 908 code for a protein of 281 amino acids.
CAAUAAUAUCCACUAUCACCUUCCUAUACCAAUGCUGAUAAUAAGAACUUCAUGUUUCGACAAUGGAGCUAUGUAUAACGGCUUCAGUUAAGUGUUUUAGAAGCCAAACCAUGAAACUAUUAUACACCACUAUUCUUCUUCUUCUUCUUCUUCUUCUUGUACUAUUUCUGUGCACUUGCAAUGCUGCUGACCCUUUAGGUAACUUAUACAAUGAAGGACAUAGCAGCAACAGCACUGUAUCAGCCAAUAUUGAUCAUCUUCUUUCACAAGUAGUUUCUAAAUCUUCCUCUUCAGGUUACAUUGCUACCUCCUUCGGAAAAGGCGAGGAUAAAGUGUACGGCCUAGCACAAUGUAGGGGUGAUGUGAACACCACAGACUGCUCCAGUUGCCUCAAAGACGCGGUGAACGAAAUCCGCCAGCGCUGUCCUGACCAAGCAGAUGCAAGAAUUUGGUAUGACUUUUGUUUCCUGAGGUAUAAUACGGAGGAGUUCAUUGGAAAACUUGACACUUCUUUUGCUAUUUUUUACUACAAUGUUGAGAAUGUCACAGACCCACGUCCUGAAGAUUUCAACAAAAAAUUAGGUGCUUUGAUGGAUAACAUUAGAUCAGAAGCUGUCGUUCCAAAGAAUCAAGGACUUGGCAAAGAUGAAACUAAGUUGUCACCAUUUAGUACACUAUAUGCUCUGGUGCAGUGCACAAGGGAUCUUGCUGCAGUAGAUUGUGCUCAGUGUUUAGCCAUUGCAGUUGGGAAUUUCCCAAACUUCUGCAGCAACAGGAAGGGCUGCAGGGCACUAUAUAGUAACUGUUAUGUUCGAUACGAGCUGUACCCAUUUUUCUUCCCUCUCGAUUCGAGCAAUUCUUCAUCGUCACCAGUUGGUUCUACAUACGUCGUACCGGUUCAUGCAUAGAUUUUCAAGCACCAGUUUGCUCUAUCAGACAUAAAUUUCUGUAAGAAAUAAAAAUGAACUAUCAACUAAUGCUGAUAGUACUAUUCUAAUUAUGCAUAGUGUUAUUUGUCCCUGUCAUGAUUGCACAAUUUUAGCCAUCCAUGGGUGUGGGACUGAGCCCCACUUCAUAAAGUUGUCUAUUGACACCUACUAUAUGGGUAAUGAGAUACAAGUCAGCCUUAUCUUAGAUGGUGGAGGGAUGAAAUGGAUAAGAAUUAUCUCCGCUUCCAACUUCGGAGGGAGAUGAAGCGAGAUUAAGAUUUAUCUACUCUUCCAACUUAAGUUAUUAUUCCAGAUUCUCUUCA